This is a messenger RNA of Schistosoma margrebowiei, 1874 nucleotides long. The record is from the annotation of a GenBank genome assembly. NCBI's taxonomy places the organism in Eukaryota, Metazoa, Platyhelminthes, Trematoda, Strigeidida, Schistosomatidae.
AAACUGUAACCUUGACUACAUGAUAUAUUAGAGAUUGUUGUUAUGGUUACAACAUGUAAAAUCUUAUAAAAAUGAUAUUUUGAAUACUCAUACAUCAUUCAUGUAAUCAAUGUUUAUCCAACAAAUUAUCCUUAUUGAUUAAUUACAAUAAGAUAGUUACAAAAUGAAUCUAUCACCAUCGAAACUAAAUUCAAAAUCAAAUGAAUUAGAAACAGUCAAUGAAGAAUCCACUAUAAAAGAUACAAAUACAAAUGAUGUAAUGAAUCAAGAAAGAAACUCGAGAUUAGAUAUAUUAUCAAAAGCUAAAGGUGUUAAAAGAUUAUCAUUGAUAAAACAUUCAAUCACUGCAGAAUCUCAACCACAAACUCCAGCAAGUUGUCCCAAUCGUUCACCAUUAUCCAGUUUCAACACUUCUCUCAAUGGUCCAACAUCAGCAGUCGAAACAAAUAAAAUAUUGACUUUUCGAGAAGUUGAUCAUCCAACAAAUGUUAUCACUAGUAGGAAGAUCAGUCAAAACAUUCAAUCAUCAUCAUCAGCAGCAUCCUCUCUGACAUCUUUGACAAACACUAGUCGACCACCAUUGUCACUAUUGGGUAUUCUGGCUGCUAAACGAAUCACACGGAAAUUUCUAUCGACAUUGGCUGAUGAGAAACAUCAAAGACGUCUGAGUACAUUCAGUAGACUAUCUUCUUAUAGUCCAGCAUCAUAUAAUUUAAUCAAUUAUCUACCAACAUUUCAAUUAGGCCCAAAAGAAAUAUUCAAUGUUAGUAAUGUAAAACCUAGAAUAGAACAAUUAGUUCAAUCACGUAUUGAAACACUUCCACCAACUUAUGAACGUUUUAAAGCUAAUCGAUUAUGUAUAUCAUUGGCAAAUGAAAUUAAAGCAAUGCUUAAAGCACAUGGAGAAGAACGAUAUCGUUAUUUAGUAUUUUGUUUAGUCAUGCAAAAUUGUAAACAAAUGGCUGGAUUCACUAAUCGUGUAUUAUGGGAUAUGAAUUAUGAUCGAUCAUUCUAUGUGAAUCAAACAAAUACAUCGUAUCAUAUAUCAGUCAGUUGUUUUAUUGUAUACAAAGAAUAGACUGAUUAGAUUAAUCAUGAUUUACUUUAUGAUUAUAUGGAUCAAAUGAAAUGAUGUUUAUCCUGUUCAAAUCAACUUGCUUUUAUACUACUACUUAUUAAUAAUUAGUAGGCAUUUCUAUGCUUAACAAUCUUAUGGUAGAUAAAAACAGAUCAAACAAAUGAGAUGGAUGACUAAUGAUUAUAGUGACUAUUGUAUGGUGUUUUGUUCACAUGUUAUUCACUUCAAAUCAACUAACGUUUUGUACUUGCUUUUAUAUUACUUAUUAACAAUGAGUAGGCAUUUCUAUUCAUAACCAUCUAUAUAUGUAUUGUGAAAUAAUUACAUAUACUUGUAGUGACCUACUUUUACCAAGAGAACGCGUUUGGUUUGAUGGAAACAAUUAUAAUUAUAAUCAAUUGUACCAGUGAUUGUUUUACUGUACUUGUUUGUUUAUCUGUACCAAAAUAUAUACAUUAUUCCUUCCGUUGAUUGUGACCUUUCACCAAAUCGGUUACGCUCAGUAACCACACAAUCUCGGUAUUCUUUCGAUACCACGAGAUCGCCAACAAAUGCAUCUCGACUACAGGCAUUAACUGCCUUCUGAUAUUUGGCUCACGGGGAUGUUAUUGGUUAACUGGCACGCAGUCUUCCUGUAGUAGUGAUCAUAGUCAACCGCGACUCGACGCCACGCUACAUACUUAUAACAUUUAUUGUAUUUAUUAUUAUAAUUGCAUUCUGUCAACCCAUAUAAUAAGUUUUGAGAGUUUCGUAUAGUUGCCGAAUUGUUUUUCAAAUACAUCAGUUUCUGUACUUG